AUGCACUAUUUACCUGCUUUCUAUGAGGCAGAAUUUGCGAGUUUUCUCGAAAUGGCUCACACCAGCAAUAUCUCAGAGCCCAACAAAACAGGUACUGAAGACGGAAAAUUGGUCGAUUUGGCGCGUUUCGAUGCAGAGGACGAUGAGACUGCUGUUAAGGCGAAGGGGCUCGUCCACAGGUACUGA
This is a messenger RNA of Aspergillus viridinutans, 186 nucleotides long. RefSeq lists its product as uncharacterized. The coding region runs from base 1 to 186 and encodes 61 amino acids. The record is from RefSeq and is a predicted model, not a curated record. The transcript has 2 exons. Lineage: Eukaryota; Fungi; Ascomycota; Eurotiomycetes; Eurotiales; Aspergillaceae.